GUUGAAUAUGAUUUAACUACACUGUACAGUAACUGAACCAACUCCAUACACAUCCAUGUUUAUCUUUCUUUCUCUGACUUUAUAGUGCAAUCAUAAAUGGAUCGGUUUUAAUGCAUGAAGCCAUAUAAAGAGGUGCAGCACAAGAAAGACUUUUACUUCAGCUGCAGUAUCGACUCUCUACGCUUAAACCCGAACAUGGCAAGCAAACAUUCCAGCUAUGAAGCUAUUCUACGAAAUGAUGAGGAGCUGAGGAUUGUGAUGGUGGGGAAGACUGGAAUUGGGAAGAGUGCCACAGGAAACACCAUUCUUGGGCAUAACUGCUUUGAAUCAAAGUUCAGCGCCACGUCUAUGACUGAUGAGUGCUUUAAGGCCAAAGCUAAAGUGGAUGGACAAAAGGUUGCUGUUAUUGACACCCCAGGUCUCUUUGACACCAGGUGGGCCCAGGAUAAAACACAUAAAGACAUAGGCCAGUGCAUCUCCUAUUCUUCGCCUGGACCCCAUGUCUUCCUGGUUGUCGUCAGGCUGGGCAGAUUCACAGAAGAGGAAAAACAGUCAGUGCAGAAGAUCCAAGAAAUCUUUGGCCAGGAUGCAGACAAAUACAGCAUGGUUCUCUUUACUCAUGGCGACCUUCUUAAAAACACCACUAUUGAGGAGUUUUUGAAGGACAGCCCAGACCUGCAGGAACUUGUGGCCAGGUGCAAUGGUCAGUACCAUGUCUUUAAUAAUGAGCUGGAGAAUCGCUUGCAGGUCACUGAGCUGCUUAAGAAGAUCAGAACCAUAGUCCAGACGAACGGAGGAAGCCACUACACCAAUGAAAUGUACCAAGAGGCAGAAAGGGCAAUCGAAGAGGAGAAACAACGCAUACUGAAAGAGAAAAAGGAGCAAAUAUGCAAAGAGAAAGAAGAACUGGAGAAGAAACUACAAGCAGAAUAUGAAGAAAAGCUUCAAAAUGUAAUGGAGAAAUUACGGGCUGAAAGUGAGGAAGAAAAAAAUAGUAAAGUAGAGAUGGAGAGAACAACAGAGUUGAAAAGAGGCAAGGAGAUUAAAGGGGAUGAGGAACAGAGAGCCAAUGAGGGAACAGAGGGGGGGGGGAAGGAAAAGGAAAAGAAAGAGGAGCGUAAGAGAGAAGAGAAAAGAAAGAGGGAGAAGGAACAGAGGGAGAAGGAAAUAAGGGGAAAGAAAGACAAAGAGUUGAAGAAGGAACAGGAGAAGAUUUUAAAGGAACAGCAAAAUGAACAGAACAAGCUGGAUGAAAAAAUUGAACUUGAGGUCAGAGAAGAACAUACCUUAGUAAGCUUCAUCUCCGAGUUGCUGUCUGUGGCUGCUACAUCCUCCAGCGCUGUGCCAGAUGAUCCCGCCGCGGGGGAGAGAACCCAGCCAGUCACUCAUCAAGGCUACACCAAGGCGUUCAAAGCAUGA
Messenger RNA from Sander lucioperca (pikeperch), 1419 nucleotides. RefSeq names its product GTPase IMAP family member 9-like. Gene Ontology annotation, molecular function: GTP binding. Bases 115 to 1419 code for a protein of 434 amino acids. The record is from RefSeq and is a predicted model, not a curated record. NCBI's taxonomy places the organism in Eukaryota, Metazoa, Chordata, Actinopteri, Perciformes, Percidae. The transcript has 3 exons.